GGCCUUCAGCCAACCAAGUUUUGGUGGAGAAUGAGCAACAGGCUGGGUUUAUGCCGAGUGUAGCAUAACGAGUUGAGUUAUACCUGUUUAAUGUAGGUGUUAUUAUCAGUGCGAGGCCUUUAACUUUGUCUCUUUUUCUUGAAUUUGGGUUAGGUAGUGGAAGAUAAUUUAAUUCACGUUUUAUUAAAUAGAGUAACCACAUUUGUUCGUUACCGUGGCAUGGAUGAGGUACGGCCUACCAGUGUUGCUCAAGCCCACGGGCUGGUUCCUCUGUUUCCUCCUGGACUCCAGGCUAUCUACGGGGAAUGCCGGCGACUUUACCCCGAGCAGGCCAACCCGCUUCAGGUCACAGCAAUUGUAAAAUAUUGGUUAGGGGGACCAGACCCGUUAGACUACAUCAGUAUGUAUAGGAAUACGGGAUGCCCAGCUCAGGACAUCCAGGAGCAUUGGCACUAUGUCAGCUUUGGACUGAGUGACCUAUAUGGUGAUAAUAGGGUUCAUGAAUUCACAGGUGCAGAAGGACCUAGUGGGUUUGGCUUUGAGCUCACCUUUAGACUUAAAAGAGAGGCAGGAGAGACAGCACCACCAACCUGGCCAGCUGAACUGAUGCAAGGCCUGGCUCGUUAUGUGUUCCAGUCAGAAAACACAUUUUGUAGUGGUGACCAUGUAUCAUGGCACAGUCCACUAGACAACAGUGAAUCUCGCAUCCAGCAUAUGUUGCUUACGGAGGACCCACAGAUGCAACCAAUUCAAACUCCUUUUGGCACAGUUAGCUUUCUCCAGAUUGUGGGUGUAUGUACAGAGGAGCUACAAGCAGCCCAACAGUGGAAUGGUCAAGGCAUCCUGGAGCUGAUGCGUGGAGUGAGAGUAGCUGGUGGCCCCUGGCUAAUCACAGACAUGAGGAGAGGAGAGACCAUUUUUGACAUUGAUCCACACCUACAACAGGAGAGAGUGGAUCAAGGUAUCGAGACAGAGGGCUCUAACCUGAGUGGAGUCAGCGCCAAGUGUGUGUGGGAUGAUCUGAGUCGACCGCCAGAGGACGAGGAGGACAGCCGAUCCAUCUGCAUAGGAUCACAGCCACGCAGACUCUCAGACAAAGACACAGAGCAGAUCAGGGAGACCCUGAGAAAAGGACUGGAGUUUAACAGCAAGGCAGCACUACCACCCAUCAACAGCCAGAGGCAGAGCCAUGAGAAACCUCAGAGUCGGAAGGACAGUUUGGAGAGUGAAAGUUCAGCAGCCAUUGUCCCUCAUGAGUUGAUCCGAACACGUCAGCUGGAGAGCGUCCAUCUGAAAUUCAAUCAAGAGUCAGGCACGCUACUGCCCCUCUGCCUACGGGGACGGCUGCUUCAUGGCAGACACUUCACUUACAAAAGUAUCAAUGGGGACACGGCCAUUACAUUUGUGUCUACGGGAGUUGAAGGAGCUUUUGCUACUGAAGAGCAUCCAUAUGCAGCCCAUGGCCCCUGGCUUCAGAUAUUGUUGACUGAAGAGUUUGUUGAGCAGAUGCUUGGGGAUUUACAGGAACUUCACAGUCGCGAGGAGACAAAAUUACCAAAGGAGUACAGCUGGCCAGAAAAGAAGCUGAAGAUCUCUGUGCUACCAGACUCUGUUUUUGAUAAUCCACUUCAAUGAGGCACACAACAACACCUGCAAACACACUUCCAAAGUGGACCAUCAGGAAAAGGAGACUUGCAGCAGCCCUCAGCUAUAAGGGUGCACAGAUAUAUUGUUCCCACAGUGGACGGCCAGAAAUGGUUUUAUUCCCGAAGAUGAUCUGAGGGAAGAACUGAAGACUUGUGACUGUUACUGCAUUCCAAGACUAGCCCAAGUGCUUACAACAUUUCUCUGAGGCUUGAAUGCUUUUGAAGAUGUCAGAUCAGCCUCUCCAGAUGGUUGAGCUGUUAGAACAAUCACUACAGGUGACCCACUAGUUGUAGAGCCAAACAGGAUGUUGUCAUUCCCUCCAGUAAGGCCUGCCAGGUCCAACGUAUGCGUCACAAAUGCAGCUGAACACACAUCCUGUGAUCACUAGAUAUGAUGUUCCCAAGCAAUAACCGGGUUGCAGUUCUAUUUAUUCCGGUGGCCUUAGAAAGGGCGGAAAAGUUGCAUAUUGAAUCAUUUUGUGUUUUCAAUUGUGUAGAGUAUUUACAAAUGCUGGACAUUUUUCUCUAGUGUGUUUGUGGUAAAACCAAAGUUAUAACUGUUGACACUCUGCUGCCUACACUCUCUGUAUGUCUGUGUCAUGAUUCUGUAAUAACCCGUCUGACCUGAUAGGCGGAACUAUGAUUAGCUUCUGUUAACUGCCUGUUGGUCUGAGGGUAACCAGACAAGCCUCUAAAGUGCAUUCAAUGGCAUUUGGCAAGUACUGCAUAGUAUACCUGCCUUUCACUUCCUAUGCCAAGAACAUGCCUCCUGUAAUGACUAAUAAUUUUUGAAUGCAUCUUUCACUUUUUUUUUUUCCAUGAUCCAUGUUUUAGAGUUAUGAAAUGAAAACCAUCAAGGAACCCGUGUUCAGUGUCCUGUUUCAAGCAUCGUCUCCAGCGGUCCCAUAAAUUUUUUUUUUUUUUAAUCAGUAGGACCUGCUUGAAAACCUUAAAAACUCCUCUGUGCCUUGACUUGGAAAAAACACCACGUAUUCUGACUGACUGUUAAAGCUGCCUUUAUCUCUUGGGGGGUUCAGAAAUAUCAUUUUGAAUCUAAUACUAUUGUUGCAUUCCAUGUUAACACCAAAUCACUUUUACUACAGUGUCUUCUUACACAGAUCUACUCUUAUACAAAAUGUAGUCAUAUCUUAUAUUUGUCUUUUUGUAAUUCAAAUGUAAAGGUUACUCACUGUUGCUGUGACAUUUUGUAAUAGUUAUCUUAUUGACUGAACUGGCUGAUUGUAAUCCUAAAUGCGUUCAGGUGUGUAGGUAUUUACACAAAUAAAGCUGGAACACUAAGA
Molecule: messenger RNA, 2947 nt
Organism: Monopterus albus (swamp eel)
Lineage: Eukaryota; Metazoa; Chordata; Actinopteri; Synbranchiformes; Synbranchidae
Gene: sufu
Product: suppressor of fused homolog (Drosophila)
Exons: 12
Coding region: 220-1635 (471 amino acids)
Cellular component (GO): cytoplasm; nucleus
Molecular function (GO): transcription factor binding
Source: RefSeq, a predicted model, not a curated record